UUUCAACGGUUUCAUCAAACAUGGAGAGGAUUCUGAUCGUUCUGAUGCUCUUUAUCACCGUCCACUAUGCAUAUUCAGGUGUGCCAACCUUUCAUUGUUACGAUUAUCACAAAGAUAUCAUAAUUGAGUUUUCUUCCUCAUUGCCUUCUUUCCUUAAGUGUUUCACUUGCAUGAUUUAGUAACACAAAAUAAGACUGAAUGUCGAAGGAGAUUUCGCUUUGUCAGUGUUGUUGCUCGUUUCAUCGGCUCAGCUUAUUUGUUGGAAGCAUGUACUAAAGCUAAGGUACUUCUCCUCCUUUCAAUUAUAAUUACAAGUCCAAGCUCGGUUUCGAUUGUUCGUUGGUUUUGUGCGUGUUAUCAUAUCCUCGCGACAGACAUCGCUUGGAAUGGCUGCAAGCCCUAACUUGGUUCGAAAACUUUGCGAUAUCGCAGCGACAUAUUGUAGUAAUAUCGUGCUGAAAACGUUGUUCGUGUACACACGCAAUAACGAAGUUGCAACGGCAACUUUCAAGCUUGAAAAUUGUCUGCUCUAGCUGAGGAGCUUAAGGAGUUACAAGAAAUUUAUUUUAAGAUCCUUUGAUGUGAAGUAAAUGUCACCUUCUUGGUGAGCAUGGUCAGUUUUUUUUAGAUACUUUGGCAUUAUUCGUAGUUUGUGGAAACGAUAAUUCACACUCGUUCUUGUUUGAGGGUCGUGCCAAAUGAUUUGCCUUUUCUUAAAAGAUGUAACCUAAACACAUAUAAAAUUCUAGCAGCUUUUCCUGUCUACUAGUCUACGCCGAUUGAAUUAUUAAGAACAACAACAACGAAUUAAUUCAGUUAGAUCUGAAGCUCAAGUCCUGUAUGGGCACAGUAUUUGAUGACUAAUGCAGAGAUCGAGCUAUUUGUGUAUUUAGUAAAGAUUUUAUUUUUCUCGGGCUCAAUAGAAAGAGAAGGAAUCUUUCCUCAUUUAUGUCUUUAUUCCAUAGGGAGUUUAUGAGUACAAAGUGAAAGAAAAUAUCUUUUGUAAUUGGAUUUUACUGAAACUCACCAUCACGUACGGGCGGAAAUAGUUGAUAAGUUAGAGUGAUUCUCGAGUGGCUAGGCAAAAUAUCUGCUCUUGCACAUCGGGUAAUGAUGGAAAACACGGGGUUGUCUGGAUUUGCAGAGAAAGCAGAUGGAGAAUAAGAUUUUUUCGCCAAGAAAUCACUCUUCUUUCCCGGGGCUUCCUAAUCAUAGACCCAAGAGACGAGGUCGGCUAAUUACUUUUCCUCAGAGCAUGAUACUGAUAGCUUUUUGACGCUCCUUGUCAUAUGGAACAAUAGUCUGUUCACGAUACGUUUUAAGUUUUUGUCUGAUUGGUCAACUGGGUGGCACGACUUUUUCUAGACCAAUCACGAAGCGAAGUUAAGGGUAACUUAUACAUUCCUGUUGUAUCGUCACCACCAAAAAUAUAAGGAUGUCAAAUAGAUCAGCAAACACAAAGCUGGUUUAAAUAUACAGGAUAGAAUAGCUAAUAAAGGAAUGGCAUGGCCAAAUUAUACACGAUUUAGUUUUCCUUCAUGAAACAGAACACCCUAAACAUGAAUAGUCUAGCCAAAUGAUAAACGGUCCACUUGCCUAGGUCGAGUUGAUGAAAUUGUGAAAUGGACUAUCUCAACUACGAAUAGCUUAGCGCUCAUUUGCAAUACAGUACACAAACGGUGUAGCGUUGCGUCAAAUGGCACAGGGUAAUGUCGAGUAGCACAGCGUACGCACAAACGGUGUAGCGUUGCGUGAAAUAGCUCAGCGUAAUGUAGAUCGGUACAGCGUACAUACGAACAGUGUAGCGUUGCGUGAAAUGGCUCAGCGUAAUGUCGAAUGGUACAGCGUACACACAAAUGGUGUAGAGUUGCGUGAAAUGACUGAGCGUAAUGUAGAAAGGUACAUCGUACACACAAACAGUGUAGCGUUGCGUGAAAUGGCUCAGCGUAAUGUCGAAUGGUACAGCGUACACACAAAUGGUGUAGCGCUGCGUGAAAUGGGUCAGCGUAAUGUCGAAUGGUACAGCGUACAUACAAAUGGUGUAGCGUCAUGUCGAAUAGCUUUGCAGAACAUCAGAGGCUGUAUCUGAACAUUAAAUUGCUUAGCAUUGCACGAAAUAUUUCGAUGUUGUGGUGAAUCGUCGAGCUUGCUUGUGGCGUGACGUGAAGGCUAUCUCGCCGAAACCACCAAAAAUACAAACCGCAAAUGGAACAGCGACCUGCUGGGGGGCAUGACGUCAUCGAAUGUGAAGACUGUCGCGAAACCAUGACAUGGUGUAGUCGCUGUGUUUAAGAUUCUUCACUUCGCCUUCCCGUAAAGCAGAGCCAUUUAGUAAGUUUCUCCUUUUUUCCCCCUCCGAUAUUGCAUUUAUUCGUUGUCGUUCAUGAAAGCGUUAAUUAAAAUAGCAACGAGACCGGAUUCUACCCCGGUUUGCCGGCCUCCCGGUUUACCACGGUUUGCACGCGUUGGUGAGCCUGAAUGUUUAUAGGUAAGUAAAACUGAUAUCCUUGAUCUGUUUUGACAUUUUUCAAUCAAACAUGUAGUGUUUGCCAAAGCGCCUUUUUUUCCGAGUUGGUUUUAUCGUCCGGCUCACCAAUUAAAGCAUUUCGAUAUCACUUUAAUUGAAAAAUGUCAAAACAGAUCACGGAUAUCAGUUUUCUUACCAUGGCGUCCAGGGCACACACAAAAUCCAACUUCUCACGUACUCCUCUAAUGUUCAAAGAGCCGUUGAAGUUGAACUCUUAUUGAAAAGUAAACGUGAGACAGUAAAAGAAAAGAGAGCUCGACAAUCGACAUUUAAUGCACGUCAUAACACUACUUAAUAUGUUCAGGCCCACCAACGCGUGCGAACUGUGGUAAACCGGGAGGCCGCCAAACCGUGGUAGAAUUCAGUCUCGUUACUAUUUUAAUUGACGCUUUCAUGAACGACAACGAAUAAAUGCAAUAUCGGCUGGGAAAAAAGAGGAGAAUGCAAUUUUGGUGGUUUUGGCGAGAUAGCCUUGGCGGCCGUAACUACCAAAAAUACAAAGAUGUCAAAUAGAUCAGCAAAUACAAAGAUGGUUUAAGGAUCAGCUGCAGGAUAGCAUAGCUAAUAAAGGAAUGACAUAGCCUUCACGUCACGCCACAAGCAAGCUCGACGAUUCGCCGCAACUUCGAAAUAUUUCAAGUAAUACUAAGCAAUUUAAUGGUUAGAUGGAGCGUCUGAUGUUCUGCAAAGCUAUUCGACAUAACGCUACACUAUUUGUGUCUACGCUGUAACAUUCUACAUUUGUAUUUGUAUAUUUGUAUAUAUUGUAUUUGUAUAUUUUGUAUAUUUGUAUUCUACAUUUGUAUUUGUAUAUUUGUAUAUUUUUGGUGGUGACGGCCGCCCAUAGUCGAUGCUAAAUCUCUUUCCACUGAUGCCAAAUUAAUUUUAGAAAAGUGCGGAAGUCAGUCUUUAAUAGAAGUAAACCAUGUACAUACCUACCUACCUACCUACAUACUUUAUUGCAUAGCUCCCCCUUGGGGGCUCCUCCGCCACAUAUGAAAAUCAAAACAUCAAGUUACAAAGAAAAAAGGAAAAAGAAAAAAAACUAGUUACAGUUAAAAAUAUAAAUUAUAAAAACAGCUUACAUUUCGAUAAUAAAAAAUAUCAUCUUAUGAUCUAUGAAUUAAAAUAUUUAUAAAAAAUACUUCUCUCCAAAAAGGUUAAGGCUUUUGUGUUUCUGAUCUCCUCUGGUAACGAGUUAAACAUUUUUACCCCACGGUAGGCAAAAGCCCUUUGGCCAGUCGAGAUUCUGCCUUUGGGCAACGUCUGGUCGUUCUUUUGCCUGGUGUCUCUUUGGUAAAUUUCAGAACGGUGUUGAAAUCGCUCACGAAGAUAGUCCGGAGUCAAGUUGUUCAUGCAUUUGUAAACCAUAACUAAGUCGAUGAAGAGCAGUUUUCCCUUCACAUUAAGCCAUUUAAAGGACUUCAGGGCUUCUGAAAUAUGAUCAUACUUAUUUAAGCCAGUUACGAUCCUGCAGGCGUAAUUCUGGACAAACUGAAGUUUUCUAAUAUUCUCUUUGCUGGUGUUGUUCCAAACUGUCGAACAGUAAAAUAAUUUGCAAAAGACGAAAGCUUUUAUCAGAUAAAUCAGGGUUCUUUGACCCAAAAGGUGCUUUAUCCUAUUGACCCUCGUUAGUUUAAACAUACAGUCAGAGGCAGUUUUAGUAAUAUGCUCAUUACAGUUAAGAUAACAAUCGAUGUGCACUCCUAGGUCCUUUGUUACUCCCACAGGCUUAAUUUCAGUUGCCAAUAUUGUAAUUUCAGUUGCCAAUAUUGUAAUUUCAGUUGCCAAUAUUGUAAUUUCAGAUGCCAACAUUGUAAUUUCAGUUCCCAAUAUUGUAGUGGAACAGAUGUCUUUUGUUACAAUUUUCCGAAGAGUGAAGGGAAGCAGGAGGAAAGCGCGUGGGAACACGAAGAGCGAGAUGCAUGCUCUUGCUCUCGCGUGUAUCCCAAGUUCGGUUUGUUCUCAUCUUCCUUUGCUAGACCCACAGGCACUGAUACUUUUUGCUUGAUCAGAAAACUAUCCAGGGAUGCAACUGUCAAAGGUUUUUCUUUUUCAGGCCCUAUCAGUUUUAGAUGGUGCGCCUUGUCACACGAGAGAGCCAAGUGUUCUAACUUUACAAAUCAUGUUAAGAUGAUGGCUCAAACUAUGAAUUUGAAUGUGGCUGCAAGUUGCGUCAACGGAAAUAGCGCUGAUGAUUGCAUAAAAAAAAUCAUCAAAAAGGAGGCCGACCUGGUGACGCUGGAUGGUGGAAACAUUCACGAAGCUGGUAAGUUUUAGAUUCCCUUUACGAUGAGUAACCAGGCUUGAGGGAUUCUGACAUACACUCGUGAGCAAAGACCGUGAUUACUAGUAAACAAGAAAUGAGCAGCUCGCACUUCGUUGUUCUUUUUCCCGCACACAUGACAAAUAUUUUGAUACUUGACGAUUGAAUUCUAAGGCUAGUUGACAGAGGGGGACUAACAUGGCGUCUUGUCAAUUUUCUAAAGCUGCAUUAAUUGCGGAAAUAAGUCAUAUAACCCAAAUAGAAAAAUUUCACUUAUGGUUUCGAGGAAGAUCCUUUCAAAUAUCGAAACUGCAAGUCAUUUGGUAGAAACACCAAAAAACACAUCCGUCAAUACUUCGAAAAUUAACCGAUUAGUGUAACAAGAUCGUCUGGCUGGCUUGAAAAGAAUCAAGUAGACUUCGGGCAUUCCCUGUCUAAAAGAAAAGCUGGGGAAAAAUCAAAUAGUGGCUAGCGUCCCGCGCGGAACUCUGGGAUUACGGGAAUGAGGCAUUUUUCAUAGAGUGCGCGCGGUGUGCCACAUUUUGUUUGUAUGUUUUUUUUCUGAUUUUUUUGCUGAAGUCCACGUGACGGAAUUCGCUGAAAAAGAGGGACAGCUCGUAGUCGUAUAAUUAAAGAUCACGCUAAGCUAACGUAAAAGUACAUUUUCAAGAAGUCGUCAUCCUCACAAGACUACUAUUCUUCCCCGAUAUUCCCAGCUGUUUAUUCUCACCAUAAAAAUCAGGCUAAAACUAGUUCGUUUACUAAAGAUUAUUGGGAGGAAUACCGCUGGAAAACUCAACUCCAUCAGGCAACCCGUGAUAAUCAACAAGAGUUGUUUUUUUAUCGCUACGUCAUGUUCUCUCGAUACAGGGAAAUCGCACGAUUUCAAAGUCAUCGUUGCUGAACAAUAUGGCGAAUACGGGGUCAAGUAUUAUGCAGUUGCUGUGGUAAGAAAGAAUAACACAGGCUUCGACUUAAAGAGCCUCAGAGGAAAGAAGUCUUGUCACACUGGAGCUGGGAGAACCGCAGGUUGGAAAGUGGCUGUAGGAUUUCUGCUUCGAUCAAAGAUUAUGCCGGCUGUGGCCUGUGGAAACGAGUCGAACGCUUACUUGUCGGCUGCAAAGUUCUUCGAAGAAAGUUGUGUCCCAGGUACGGCCAUCACGUUAUAGUUGGAGCGCAGUUUGAAAAUAAAUGAUCCUCGUAAAUAUUCUGCAAUUAAAUAAAAUGCAGAAAAGAAGCCUAAACAAAUUCAUGCACCACGGAAACUCACCUUGCUCCCAAAAUAUUUUUUCGUAGAUCAGCUGGUGGGGGCGCCAAACAAGUAUCACUUUGAGAUUCGGUUCGGAUUCCAUAGAAGCCUGAAUUUUUUUCAGGCGUCUUUCCCGCUAAUUCUUUCACUACCACUCAUCUGAGAGGAUCGUUUCUUUGUUUGAAUCACAUCUACCGGUGAAAAUAAUUUUUAGUCGAUCGUAAGUGUCAUGUAGUUACCAAAACGGUUUAUUUGGUCACUGUAAAAGACACAAGGAGUCGAUGAAGACUCUCUAUAAAACCGCAUGUUAACCGCGUUUCGAAUGCGAGGAAAAAGCUAAAGCAAAACCAAGGAACUCUCCUGUUUUGCCUCAGACAAUCAACUGAAAAUAACCUUUCUAAUUAGUCAUAUGAAUGAUGAAAUUACAUAUUUAGCUUAGGGAAUAUGCGAUGAACAAUCCGGGCCAUAGACAGUUUUGCCUUUAAAAACUUAGGCUAACCCCACAUUUUAGGGCCGCGUUUUUGUCUCUGAUAUUUAUGGCCCUUGGCACCCAGUUCACUUGAUUUAGCACAGAAAGAGCUUUGCGUCAAUAGCAGGUUGAAUGAUGUCGGUCUAAAUUUGUGGGAGUAAUCACAACUUAAAGUCAGGCUGCGACGACUUAUUUGGGACAGUUGAGGACACGCAUGCUAUCACAGACAAUAGAUGUACAGCGCAGCAAAAGAGUCGGACUACGUAAACAUGAUUAUCGCAGGAAAUUAAUCCUUUACUGCACCUCGUGACAAUCUAGAAUCUUGUAGCCGGCAUGAUGCCUAUCAUGCACUCCUCAAUGCAUCCCGAGGUUCUUUUGUAGAAGUAAACAAAGAGUUUCCGCUUAAUACGUACACUGAAAUGGUAAAAUUUCACUUUCAAUGCGUUUUGCUUUUUAGGUACCCCAUCUAAAGUGUCGUCAGGCGUCUAUCAAAUGGUAAGUAACCUCUGUAACCUAUGUGCUGGCCCUGAGAAUGACAAGUGCACCACAGACACCUUAAAAAAUAGAUACGUCGGUUAUCACGGAGCCUUCAUGUGCAUGGCGGAGGGAAAAGGUGACGUUGCUUUUGUGAAAUACACGACCACAGAGGAGGUGGCUGCAGGAGGAAAAUAUGGGAAACCGGAAGAUUACGAAUACCUUUGCCCUACGGGAGGAAGAAUGGGUAAUGUAUCCAGUUAUGAUUAUCCUAUUUACGGCGCACGCGAUACGAAUUUUUUCCAUUUUGAUUUGUUUUCAAACUGCUGUUCAAUCAUGAUCUCUGAGUAGUUUUAGACUGGAAGCUAACUGUAGUAUCCGCACGUAGUGCGAACCUAUUGUGUCACGUGGUAUUGAAUAAAGACGGUUUUACCCAACAUGGCGUGUUUGACUUCUUACAACUACCCCUGCGGGUCCUGCCUUACUGGUUCAAUCACAGUAGAGGAGAACUGUUGAGAACGCUGGCUGAAUUUUAUAAUGGAAACAUAGGUGCUGCAUGCGUCUUAGAAUUGCCACUUUAUAAACUAUGAAGCAAGGUGAGCGCUGAUGUAAUGCUCUUGUUACCUUCUUUAGCUGUUGGAACGCACACGGAAUGCCAUCUCGGCGCAAAUCCUGCCCAUGCUGUGGUCACUAGAGGAAACAACUCUGACAUCGGAGACAUCAUCAAAAUUUUAACGAAGAUGAGCGAAACGUAUGGAGUGAAACAGACGGACUGGAAAAAGUUCCAACUAUUCAACUCCUCGCAGUACAGCGGCAAUAAUUUGCUCUUUAAAGAUUCAACAACCGCACUGAAUGCUCAACCUGCAGGUAAACAGAGCGUUAUGGAUUACCUCGGAAAAAGUUAUGGCGAAAAUGUGGAUUCCCUGACUUCAUGCGACACCACAACCUCCACGACCCUACCGCCACCGCCUGCCUCCUCUUCUACUGCGAUUCUGCCCGUCUCCUUGCUUGUGCUUUUCACAGCCUUGCUGGACAUGUUCAUAUAAAACGAACUUUGAACGUGCUUCGGGUAGUGAUGAAGCUGAUGAUUAAUAAGUGGUUAGGUCAUCAGGGUACUUCCUUUUUUAGUUCAUGAUCAUUAAUUGCAAAGUUAGUAGAGGGAGAAUAUGGUAAUUGUAAGCUCUAGGCACGCUUUUAUCGUCGCUGGUCAAAAGGUAGCGGCGAAGGCAAGGGAAAUGCUUUUGAGCCCAGAUUAUCCUUAUGACUGUUUGAGCUUUAUCGUUCAAAACUCAUUCAGUUUUGAUUGUCAAUGUUAAGGGUAGAUUUUUUUGUUACUUAUCGAGAGAUAGACAAGUUGAAAACAUUGAAGAUCGAGAAGAUAGAGAUCAAAAUCAAAUAAUGGCUUACCAUCAAUAUUUUUCUUAACACCAAUAAACGCCUCCACUUUUCAGAUUAAACUUUGUUUCCUUGUAAAAUUUGCUUUUAGCCUUUACAAGCCGUUCAGUGUAGUUCUAUGAUUAUAUAAUCCAGCCAGUUUCAAAGACAUCACCGCGCAUGACAUGUGAUAGUGACGAAUUGACAGCGUUCAGAUCUUUUAUUCGGCUUGGUAAGCCCUUGUCUGAUUUUAUCUUAUUGCGUGUGAAAGAACCUCGCGCGAUGACAGACAAGCAACUCUUUCUCUAGUCUCUCUCCUCAACUUACCACACGCGUUUCCAUUAGCUUUUGUUUUCACCGAGAUACGUUCCGCGUAGGCUACUCAAGUGAUCCAGCUUCUGUGCGUGUUUUAGAGCAACAAAAUCAACAGCCAUAUCGCAUGAUCUCUUAAUAGCGUUACGUUUCCAGUUUCCGUAGCAUGACCAAGUCGAUUUAGACUUUUCACAGAAAUAAAGUUACAUAGAAGGUAGACAGAGAAAAAAGUCCCCGUUUUCAAAUGCAAGCCAUGAUGACAUACGUAGAACAAAAACAUAGACCCGUGAUGUUAAACAGUAUUAGCUUUUAAGCACAUGGAACACUAGUGGAGAUUAGUGAAAUAAAGUUUUUGUUCCUAGUUACUCGUUAUACUUGUGUGUUGUUUGAACUUAAUUGUGUAUAGCCAGAGCUCUGUAUCAACGGGUGUGGAAUAAGUAAGUAAGUAAGACAGAUCUUUUAUUCGGCAAGACCUUGUCUGACGUGAAAGAAACCGUCGCCUGACGAAGGGUCAUUACGGUGGCUAAAUCCCAGUUGUUAACACUAAAUUACCAACCUUUAGCAAGACCUUACGAACCGCGCCGGUCAUUAUUGUCAACUUCGCAUGCCAGAGUUGGUUCGGAAGAUGAGGGUCGUUGGUUGGCAUGGCUGGAUUUUUUUCCCUCGAAUAUAUGCUUUUCUUCUUUUCUUUCCAUCGAAUUCUAAACUAUACAAGGCGAUUUGGCAUAAUUGACCUCAAAUCGCGUCAGAUAACGAAAGUACCGUGAGGUCGUCGAAAAUCGGACUGUCAUAGUCAAAUGGUCGCAUAAUUAGAGCAAAGAAAACUCUGAUUUC
Messenger RNA from Pocillopora meandrina, 9505 nucleotides. The record is from the annotation of a GenBank genome assembly. Lineage: Eukaryota; Metazoa; Cnidaria; Anthozoa; Scleractinia; Pocilloporidae.